Molecule: messenger RNA, 588 nt
Organism: Mytilus californianus (California mussel)
Lineage: Eukaryota; Metazoa; Mollusca; Bivalvia; Mytilida; Mytilidae
Exons: 3
Coding region: 1-588 (195 amino acids)
Source: RefSeq, a predicted model, not a curated record
AUGGUUUCCAUAAAAACUGUGCGAAACGGAUAUGACUUACCAGUUAAAGGACUUGAUAAUGGAUUUUUCUAUCCUAUCCACAUCGUAGCCCUCACAACGAUCGCAGUGAGUUUUGCAUGUGCCAUGACAAUCUUAAUCAUUUCGUUUAGGAGAAAAGCAGCAUUCUUUGGGAGGCCCAAAACUAAACGUUUCGUAGUUUAUCUUGCGAUAUGUGAUGGGGAUUUUAACAUAUUUCAUUGUAUGGAUCAUCUUCACUACCUGAUGACAAUGUCACACCCUCGUCCACCGGUAAUGUCUCAGAUGUUAUGUGUAAAUGCAAUAGCCAUCAAUGCUUUUUAUAUGAUGUACUUUGGAAAUUGUGCUAUGAACGGUGUAACAGGAGGCGUGAUAUUACUCAUGUUUACUACAGCACUAUCACUUUUGAUUCUAGUGACCAACUGUAUUUUGUAUGCAUUGGUAUGGCGAAAACUACGAACUGAAUCAAAGAGAAUACAAGAUUCAAUUGGUAAAGAGGCGUCAUCAGCUAAAGCAUCACAUCAAGCUGUUAGAACCAUGAUGUUAUUUGUAGUGAUGUUUGUCAUACAAUAG